This is a messenger RNA of Sinocyclocheilus grahami, 5719 nucleotides long. RefSeq names its product rab GTPase-activating protein 1-like. Bases 114 to 4025 code for a protein of 1303 amino acids. The record is from RefSeq and is a predicted model, not a curated record. The transcript has 30 exons. NCBI's taxonomy places the organism in Eukaryota, Metazoa, Chordata, Actinopteri, Cypriniformes, Cyprinidae.
GCCUGCUCCAUGUGGCUGUAGUUUGCGGAUGUGCUCGCGUGUCGCUCAGCUGACAGACUCACAGCAAGGUUGCAGCAGCAGUGGGUCGAGCGGGCGGACUGUCCCAGGCUAUCAUGGCUGACAGCUCCUCUCUAGGCAGAGUGAGCGGCUCCACUGAAUCUGUGUCAACCGUCACCAGUGAGGAGUUUGUGCUUGUGCUGCCCACCGCUGGGGGCUCCCCCUCCAGCUCCGAGGGGAGGCCCAGGCUCAAGAUGUCGUGGAAUGGGAGUGAGCAGCUGGAGCGGGCGAUGGAGGAGGUCUUGGAUGAUGUUGGUGAUGUCCCAGGAUCUGCAGAGGAGAAAGAAUGUCCUGCAGCGCUCAGCUCUAAGAUCAGACCACCCAGCCUGACUCUGGACACUGCUCCUCAUGAAGCAUCAGCAGCAGUUUUGGAGAGUUCGACAGAACAGGAGGAAGACAGUGUGCAGUUCAGUAAACUGUCCUAUCUUGGCUGCACCUGGGUGAAGGCCCCUCGUAACGAGACGGAGGCCCAGAAAGCCAUGGCCACCCUGCGGGCAGAAAGCGCCAUCCCCAUCCCUGUCACCCUCCAUGUGCCCAACUGUCCAGACGGUUGUGUCCGGAUUGUCGACCAGGCCACUGGAACAGAAAUUGCAUCUUUUCCCAUCUACAAGGUGUUGUUUUGUGCCCGAGGAUGCGAGGGAUCUGUUGAGGACGACUGUUUUUCCUUCACCGAGAGCUACCGCAGCGCGGAGGACUUUCAAAUCCACGUCUUCUCCUGCCAUAUCAAAGAGGCCGUUAGUCGCAUCCUCUAUAGCUUCUCAACGGCCUUCAGGCGUUCGUCAAAAGCUGCUACAGACAUGCGAGACUCGCCAUUGCCACUUUCCCCCGAUAGCGAUGUCGUCACCUUCACCGUUUCUCUAGAAGUGAGAGAAGAUGACGGCAAAGGAAACUUCAGUCCAGUUCCUAAAGACAGGGAUAAAUAUUACUUCAAGCUGCGGCAGGGUGUACAGAAAAAGGUGGUGGUCACUGUCCAGCAGAUGAACAAUAAGGAGCUGGUAAUAGAGAGGUGCUUUGGGAUGCUGCUUAGUCCUGGUCAGAAGGUUCAAAACAACGACAUGCACCUCCUUGAUAUGGAGUCUAUGGGCAAAAGUGCUGAUGGGAAGGCGUAUGUGAUCACUGGCAUCUGGAAUCCAAACACUCCGGCUUUCCAGCCACUGAACGAGGACACGCCGAAAGACAAGCAGGUAUACAUGACGGUGGCAGUGGACCUGGUUGUGACUGAGGUUGUAGUACAUGUUCGGUUCCUCAUGGAGGCGCUUGUGCGGGUCUAUCCGGCUAAUGAGAGGUUCUGGUAUUUCAGCAGGAAGGCCUUCUCUGAAACGUUUUACCUCAAGCUCAAACAGUUUAUUUCUCCUCCAGACAAGCAGGUAUACAUGACGGUGGCAGUGGACCUGGUUGUGACUGAGGUUGUAGUACAUGUUCGGUUCCUCAUGGAGGCGCUUGUGCGGGUCUAUCCGGCUAAUGAGAGGUUCUGGUAUUUCAGCAGGAAGGCCUUCUCUGAAACGUUUUACCUCAAGCUCAAACAGGGCACAGGGAAGGGUAGCCAGGGAGAUACCAUGUAUGAAGUGGUCAGCCUGCAGAAACAUACAGAAUGUGCAGCAGGAGCACGUGGCCGCCUGCAGUCUCCCACGGAGGAAGAGGAACCAGAGGAAGAUAGCGACAGUGAGAUCUCUAGUGGGACAGGAGACGUGUCGAAGGACUGUCCCGAGAAGAUUUUGGAAUCCUGGGGAGGGAUCCUCAACAGAUGGCAAGGAAACCUGUUGGCGCGACCCAAGGGUCUGUCUGCUCUGGUGAAGCCUGGGAUCCCGGAGGCCUUACGAGCUGAAGUCUGGCAGCUCCUGUCUGACUCCCACAACGAUCGGCCUCUGCUGGAGCAAUACCGCAUCCUAAUCACCAAGGACUCCGCCCAGGAAGCCAUCAUCACCAGAGACAUCCAUCGCACCUUCCCUGCUCACCACUACUUCAAAGACUCAGGCGGCGAUGGCCAAGACUCUCUUUACAAGAUCUGCAAGGUGAGGUUGCAGCUGCCCAUCCUGCAGGACUCCGCCCAGGAAGCCAUCAUCACCAGAGACAUCCAUCGCACCUUCCCUGCUCACCACUACUUCAAAGACUCAGGCGGCGAUGGCCAAGACUCUCUUUACAAGAUCUGCAAGGAAGCUCAGCAGCUGUCAGAAAUAUUAAUGACGGCGCCCGUCUACCUGCAGGAGCCCAUUGAGCUCGGGACACACACGCUGUCUAUGCCCGAGGAGCAAGCUUUCUGCGUGCUGGUGAAGAUCAUGUACAAAUAUGGUCUCCGGGAUCUCUACAAAAACAACUUUGAAGAUCUUCACUGCAAGUUCUACCAGCUGGAGCGUCUGCUACAGGGGUUGAGCAUCAUUUUCAAUGUGGCGCUGGCUCUUCUGAAGGAAAAGCAAAGCCGUGAAGCCACUGGAGCUGGAGUAACGAAGGCCGGAGGACGAGGAGACGAUAACGUCCACCCAGUCUCGCAUCUCGCCUCCUUCAUCCCACACUUGGCACCUUUGGGAUACUUCUGGACCUCGACAGGAUGUCUGAGACGCUUUGAAGACGUUCAAAAUACGUCUCGACAGCACCACGCGACUCCCCUCCUGCCUGUUGCCAGGCAACAGAUUGCAAAUUUGGGAUUUCGGGAGGAGCUGGCCAAUGAUAAACUGGGAUCGAAGCGUAUUUCCUUGAAGUAUGUCAAGCCACUUUCGCACUACCGAAUCAACCGCCUGGACGAACUUUUCCAAAAUUGGACGCUGUCUCGGGACAUCAACGUGGCUGACUCCAGGUCAGCCCCAGAGCCUCCGUGGGAGGACGAUGCUAGGGACUCUGAAGGAGCCCAAGAGGCUCUUUCACCUUUGACCCCAGAGAGAGACUUGCCUUCACCACCGCUAUGGGCUCAGAUACCACCCGCUGUGCGGAGGCUGGAGGAAGGGGGCGCUGGAGAGGACAAGGGUGGGCUGGGCAAUGACUGUACAGAUAGAGUCAUGGGGCUGCUGGGCAUGGGUCACCGCCUGUUUGUGCCCCGGCUGCUGGCGACCUCCAAGGAAGACCUGCUUCAAGCUGACUUUGAGGGUGCGCUGAAAUUUUUCCGGGUCCAGCUCCCAAAACGCUACAGGGCGGCAGAGAACGCUCGGCGCUUGAUGGAGCAAGCCUGCAAUAUCAAGGUGCCAACAAAGAAGCUGAAGAAGUUUGAGAAGGAGUAUCAGUCUCUGAGAGAGAGCCAGCUGCAGCAGGAAGACCCUAUAGACCGAUAUCAGAGAGAAAACCGGCGGUUGCAGGAGGCCAGCAUGCGUCUGGAGCAGGAGAACGAUGAUCUCGCCCAUGAACUGGUGACCAGCAAGAUAGCGCUGAGGAACGACCUGGACCAGGCUGAGGACAAAGCUGAUGUUUUAAACAAAGAACUGCUCAACACUAAACAACGCCUGGUGGAGACCGAGGAGGAGAAGAGAAGACAAGAGGAGGAGACGGCACAGCUGAAGGAAGUGUUCAGAAGAGAGCUGGAGAAAGCCGAAUUAGAGAUCAAAAAGACCACAGCCAUCAUAGCAGAGUAUAAACAGAUAUGUUCCCAGUUAAGUACGAGGAUGGAGAAACAGCAGGAGUCCACAAAAGAGGAACUGGAUAUAGUUAAAGCUAAAGUGAUGGCGUGUGAGCGCUGUAGGGAAGUGUUCAGCAAAGACGGACCCCUGCAGAUCCCGGCGGUUAGUCAGGACAACCGGGACACGGAUCUGGACGAGGAAAAGGACUCGCUAAAGGCUCAGCUCCGAGAGCUAGAACUGGAGCUGGCGCAAACCAAACUCCAGCUGGUGGAGGCCAAGUGCAAGAUCCAGGAGCUGGAGCAUCAGAGGGGUGUUUUGAUGACUGAGGUCCAAGCUGCCAAAAACUCCUGGUUCAGUAAAACACUGGGCUCCCUCAAGAAUUCAGCCAGUAACCAGUCACCCUCCUCACCCAAAGAGGGCCAGUAGGACUCGCCAAGGGCUUAACCAACGGGUACAGGAGCGUGACCCUUCCACUUGGCCAAGCAGAGUAGAAAACAAGCUCUAAUAAACACUACUAGCAACACAACAUGGUAAUGCAGUAUUCCCUCACAUGGACUAAUGAACGACUUCCACAUGCAUUUAACAGUCUGUUAUGAUUUCCUUAGCUUGUGAUGCUGUCUACUGGACAGUAACAGUACUACAGUGAUAAUUAUUACAUUUAUCAAUGUUCAUCCAGCUAUCCGCUUCUGCAGUGGAUUUUUUUGUUAGUAAACAGUCAGUUCUAGCAUGUAAGUACAUUCUAGUAAGUACAUAAACUUUGACCUUUAGCUGCCAAUUCAAAGGUUUUUUAUUCUCAAAGGGAAUACUGCAUUCUGCUAACAAUAAAAGUAAAAAAUUGUUUUGUGUUUCUAUAUAUAAAUAAUAAAUGUAACAGGUUUGUCGUAUAAAUGUGUAUAACUAAAUGUCGAUUUUUAUUUUGAUCUUGUACAGUUCUGAAAGAAGUGUUGCAUUAUUUUUUACGAUUUUGAAUAUGAAUGUGCUCUUUAUAAAUGUCAAAUGCCGAAAAGCACAGACAAAUUGGCCAUGUAUCACAUGGCAUUCCCUCCGUCCGUUUUCGCAGUUUUAAAUUGCUGUAGACUGUUUGGGGUUCCGUUUCGCUGUGAGCAGAUCACAUGAUUUAUCAGACGACGCAGACCUUGACGUUGUGGCCACACAAUAUUGACCUCCCAAGUCGCACAUACUGCUUGUUUUAUGUUAUUUAACAGGUAUUCAUGAGCGCUUGGGUGACAGAUGCCAUGCGGAAAUCAAGAACGUGUCAAUAUGUCUCUUUUUUGUUCUUUUUUUAUUUUUUAGGGAAAGACGUAAACCAGGUCGCACAGAUGUAUCGUUGAGAUCAUUGUGACUUUAAAGCCAUGUGGAGUCAGUCUGCGUUUCAUUUUUUCUUCUGCUAUUUGUUAGAAUGUCCAUAUUAAUAACUUCCCUUCAUGUGUUAUUUCACAAAGGGGAGUGAAAUAAUCUGCAUGGCUCUUAUUCACACUAACAAGUCGCCAUAUUGGGAACAUGCUUUAUUUACACUGAUGUAAAAACAUGUUUGUUUUUUUUUACUGUGAUUUAAAGAUGCCAAACUAAUUAUACAAAUUAAGAAAGAGAUGUCAGUUUAAUAUAAACUAAUAGUGCUGUCCUGUGGGUUUCUACGGAUGGUUACAGGUGUUUUUAUCGUAAUCUACAGGACAGAAGACAUGGCUUCUGUGCAUCUGGUUUAUUUUCGGUUCAUCAGUUUCAUUGUUCCAUCAUGCUGAUGUCCUCUGUCUAAUAACUAUCUUACAGUAAAUAUCUGGUUCUUGAUCCCAUGUUUGACUACAAGUCUGAUUCAUUUGAUUCACACCUUUUGUCGUUUCAGUAAACAGUAAUGGUAAUUAAUUUAUGUAUAUUAUUAUUUCUUUGUUGUUUUGGUAGUUCCGUUAUUAACAGCUCGGUUUCACUUACCUUUCUGCUUAUAUAUAUAUUUUUUUUUUUAAUUAUAUAUUUAGGACAGUACAAGGGUAGAUAGAAAGGGGUCUUCGAAUCGGGACUCGAACUCGGGUCGCCCGAGACGAUGCAGCUCCACUUCAAAUUUGACUUUACUCUGUAAAAGUGAAUGAAUGUAGACAUACGUUCAGAAUAAAGUUAUUUUGUGUAAA